AUGGUAGAAAAUGAAAAUCUAAUUCUAGAUAAAUUAAAUAUAUGUGAUGCUACUACAAAAGAAUGGAACAAAGUUAAAAAAAUUGAAGAAACUAGAAUUGACAAUAUUAUAAAAGAGUAUUUAGCUACACCCAUUAAAUUAAACGGAUUCAUCAGGUCUACUACUUCAUCUCAAAAAACAAAAAAUCCAGAAAUUACAGGCAGUAGUUCUUUCCAUACUGCAAUACUAACAACAAUUCCUAUAGAAGAAGAAAUUCAGAAUAAUGCAACAGCUCAAAAACAGAUAGCUAGUUCUAAAGAAAUUGCUGAAAAAAAAGUUAAAGAGUUAGAACAAAUAUAUAAUAUUAUCACUGAUUCAUAG
Molecule: messenger RNA, 360 nt
Organism: Scutellospora calospora
Lineage: Eukaryota; Fungi; Glomeromycota; Glomeromycetes; Diversisporales; Gigasporaceae
Source: the annotation of a GenBank genome assembly